This is a messenger RNA of Myotis brandtii (Brandt's bat), 9359 nucleotides long. It is a transcript of the gene HYDIN, whose product is annotated as HYDIN, axonemal central pair apparatus protein. Bases 1 to 9057 code for a protein of 3018 amino acids. Gene Ontology annotation, cellular component: axoneme. NCBI's taxonomy places the organism in Eukaryota, Metazoa, Chordata, Mammalia, Chiroptera, Vespertilionidae. The transcript has 47 exons. The record is from RefSeq and is a predicted model, not a curated record. Gene Ontology annotation, biological process: axonemal central apparatus assembly; cilium movement.
AUGAUUGCCCUCUGGCCUGGAGGAGAAACCCAGGAGACUACUUCGAGUCAACUUGGCAUAGGACAGACACGACAGAGCAGUGAGAACCUGGGCAAGUUAACCUCAGAAACCACCCUGAUAAACCCUGAAGUGAAAUCUGCAAAGUCCAUGCGAGGGAGCAUGCUGUUUUCCAAAAACAGGUCAGAGCAUGGCUCUGGGUCUCAGAAGCAGCAUCACCAGCAUCCGCCUGAAACGCCGCAGAUUUCCUCCAGUCCUCUCCCCUCGGGACCCACACCGCGCAGGCUUAGUGUCAGCACCAGCAUCGGAGGCGAGACCGGGCUCCUGAGCUGUGUGCUCCCUGAGGAAAUGCUCGUUCAGAUCCUGGCCGAGCGCUUACAGCUGAGUGACUGCAGCCUGGGAGUGGUGUUUGACAGCCUCGACACACUCUUUGCUCGGAACGCGGCCAUUGCUCUCCUCUGCCUGCUGAAGGCCAUUGGCAACAGGGAGCACAUCUACGUCCUCAACAUGCCCCAGGAUUACACAGGCAUGAAGGCCCAGGAGAAAGCCAAAAAGGAGCAAGAAGAGCAGAAACAGAGGGAGGCGCUUGAAAAAGAGAAGGAGCGUCUCCAAAAUAUGGAUGAGGAAGAAUAUGAUGCCUUGACAGAGGAGGAGAAAAUCGCCUUCAAUCGAGAGGUUCAGCAGGCCCUGCGGGAGAGGAAGAAGAGGGAGCUGGAGAGAUUGGCAAGAGAGUUGCAUGAAAAGAAGCUACAACAGGAGCUUGAGCGGCAAAAGGAAGAAGAUGAGCAAAAAAAGAAGACGAGAAAGACAAAGCAAUUAGCACCAAAGGAGGAGCCAGCCCUGAAGAAGUCUCAGCCCAGCCGGCAGACUCUUACCUUUUCCAGACUAGAAGGCAAGAUGGACUUGGUAGAACCAAAAACUUCUGAGAAGGACCAGGGAAUGGCUGAGAAGGACGAACUGAGCAAGAAGAAAAAGAACCAGGUGGCAGAUAACAACGUCGCCCUCGGGUUUUCCCUGGUCCAGGAUCAGGAGGACAGCGAUGGGGACCUCCAGAAGGAAGCUGACAAGCCUCUGGCCCAGAGGUUUAAGACCUAUGAGCUGACUCUGAAGGAUAUCCAGAACCUCCUCAUGUACUGGGACCGGAAGCUAGGCAUCCAAGUGCCUCACAUGGGGGCUGAGGACCUGGCCCACGAGCCCGAAGACCAGCGCCAGGUCCCCUCGGGUGGGCGCAAAGGCCGCAAGGACCGGGAGAGGGAGCGCGCUGAGAAGGAGCGAGCGGAGAGGGAGCGCCUGGAGCGGGAGAGGGCCGAGCGGGAGCGGCUGGAGAGGCUCCGGGCGCUGGAGGAGCAGCCGGAUGGAGGAGAGGUGGACAGGGAGGAGGACCACGAAGGGAAGAGGGAUCUGGGUGUGCCAUUCAUCAAUAUCCAGACACCCGACCUUGACGGCUCCACCUGGAAGCAGGCCCUGGAGAAUGACAAGCUUCCCAAAGGGGAUCAGAUCCUGGACUACUUGGGCCUGGGCUCCUCUGGGCUGCCCAUCCCGCCUCCAGUCUUAUUCUCCAUAAUCCCCUACCCUCUGAAGCGGCUGCCGUUGGCCCCAACGGAAAUCAUGAAGCAUUUUAUGUUUCUCAUCCCACUCUCCGAAGAGCUGGCCCUGCUGGAGGAGAAAAGAGAGGCGGAAUCAGAAGUAGACCUUUCGACGACCACCACCACCACGAGCUCCGCGAAGGAGGAGCCGAACACUUUGUCUAAAGGGAACAAGCAGAAACCGAAAGAAAAAAUAACAGACCAGGUUCGGGAUACUCUGAAGGACAAACGCCGCAUCGCCUUCAACAGGAAGGGCCUUUCUGGGGCCAUUUCUGGCACCGUUUCCCCCCUGUCAGACAUGGACCAGAACAACUUGUCUGGGCAGCACUCCCAGGACAAAUUCAUCAGGUUGAAUCAUUUCCGGUGGAUUGUGCCGGCCAAUGGCGAGGUGUCGUUGAGAAUACAGUUCUCUGCUACUGAUCUCGGGAACUAUGACCAGACGUUCAACUUUGAGAUCCUUGGAACUUGCCGCCAGUACCAGCUUUAUUGCCGUGGUGUUUGCGCUUAUCCAUACAUUUGCCAAGACCCAAAAGUGGUAUUCCCUCAGCGGAAGAUGGACAUGAAAGCAGAUGAGAUCGUCUUUAAGAAGUACAUUAUAAGCACGGACACGUUUUACUUUGGGCCACUGCUUUGUGGAAAAUCAAGAGAUAAGUAUAGGUCAUCUUUGUUCCCAGGCAACAUGGAGACACUGACAAUCCUGAACAAUUCCCCAAUGGUCACGGAGGUGUUCUUCUGUUUCCAGAAUGAUGUCAAAGCAAAUACCUACUUCCUGGAACCCCUGAACAUGAUUCUCAAACCCAAUGAGAAGCAGAUACUGACCGUGUGGGCCUACCCCACUGCAGUUGGUAUCUUUGAAGACAGCAUAGUCUGCUGCAUCAAGGAGAACCCGGAACCAGCCAUCUUCAAAUUAAGCUGCGAGGGGGUCCGCCCAGAACUGGAUGUGGAACCCAGGCAAUUGCAUUUUGACCGGCUUCUGCUGCACAGAAAAGAGUCCAAAGUAGUUCUUUUCCACAACGUCACGGCCCUGCCCGUGGCCUGGAGGAUCACCAGCCUGGAGCACCUGGGCGAGGACUUCUCCGUGUCCAUGCUGCAGGGCACCAUCCCCCCCAAGGCUGACUAUAGCCUGCAAGUGCACUUCCAACCCUCCAAACCCAUCAACAUCAAGAAGGCGUUUCGGUUGGAGAUUUUGGACCCAGACAAUCUUGUUGGAGUUGUUCAGAUUGAAAACAUCAUGAUCAUUGCAGAGUCCUACGACAUGGCCUUGGACAUCACCUUCCCCAAAGGAGCUGAAGGAGGCCUUGAUUUUGGGACCGUGAGAGUCCUGGAGGAGGUGAAGCAGCCCCUGCAACUGAAGAACCGUGGGAAAUAUGAGAUCAUGUUCAGCUUUUCUGUGGACUCUGUAGGCAUUACAUCCACCAAUAUAAAUUCUAUGAUCUCAGUCCAACCCAGGAAGGGCUCAAUGUCCACAACAGAUAAGCCCACAAAUGUCCAGGUGUUCUUCCGCGCAAAAAAGGAAGUGAAGAUAGAGCAACAGCCAAUCCUGCGCUGUCAGAUCAUUGAGCCCAAUAUGACAGACGGGACUGAAAUCAUUGCCAGCAUCCCAAUUAGGCUUUCUGUGAAUGCAGUGUUCUCCAAAUACAACAUCAGCCCCUCCUCCAUCAUCAACUUUGGGGCUCUGAUCUGUGGCACUCGUAAAAGCACCACCUUCACCAUAGAAAAUCAAGGUGUUACUGACUUCAAGUAUAACCUCUACAGGAUGACAGGGGAGAGCUCCAUUCCCCAAAAGAAAGCUGUCAGCCACACAAGGACUUUAAGAUCCCGGGAAAGCGAGAACUUCUACAAGGCUACCCCUUCCAGAGCAGCCAAGUUCUCAGAAACUGUUCAGAAAGAAAUAAACAUCACUAGCCAGGCUCGCUACAGCCACGGCAUGUUCUCCGUGUACCCUGGGUUUGGCUCCAUCUCUGCCGGAGGCAUACAGACCCUCACCGUUGACUGCGUGGCUGACCCUGUGGGGAAGUGUGAGGAGUUUAUGGCGAUCGAUAUCUCUGACCGGGACCCCAGAGACCACCCUGGUGGCAUUCCUUACAGCCUGUUGGCAGAAGCCUGUCUACCAGCCUUCGUGACGGACAACAACGCCUCCAUAUUUGAGGAGCACCAGAUCUGCAACAGUACCAACCUGUACAGCAUCCUGCAGACCACAGAGAGCAAGGGGCUGUUUGUGGAGGAUGAGAACAAGUUCAUGUUCAGCCAUGUCAUGGUGGGCCAUCAGGCCAAGGCUCGGUUCAAGAUGAGCAAUGUGGGGAAGAUCUCCUGCGAUGUGACCAUUGUGGUUAAGCCUGUCUCCAACAAGGCCACUGCCCGCAUCAUUGACAUCUUUGAAGUGGAACCCAACAAGAUGUGUAUUGCCAGUCGUUCACAUGCCUUUGCCACGGUGACCUUCACCCCCCAGACCAUGCAGUCGUACCAGUGUAUCUUCGAGGCGACCUUGGAUGGCGUGCCCAGCAUCCAGACCAAGAACCGAAGCCUCACGUUUGAUAUCGUGGGAGAGGGGACCCUCCCUCGGGUGACCAUCGUGCGGCCAAUUCUCCACAACCAGUAUGGAAACCUCUUGCUCCUCUUUAAGAGGCUUCUUCUUGGCCAUUCAGAGAAACUCCCUCUCGUCCUCAAGAACAAUGGCAAUAUCCCUGCCCAGCUGCAUGUUGACCUGCAGGACCAACUAGAAGUCUUUUCCCUGAAAGGGAGGCCCACGACCUCCUACAUCUACAUCAUAGAGGAAAACAAAGCCCAUGCAAAAGCAAAGAAAGCUCACACGGCCUCCCUGGUGGUUCUUCCCGGAGAGACAGCCGAAUUUGAUGUUGUUUUCCAAGCCCGAAAUGUCGGGAGAAUGACAGGCACCAUCCACUUGUCAGUGCGCAACAAUCAGUACGAGGACACGAUCAUCCGCCUGGUGGGAGAAGGCUACGAGGAUGACAUCACUUUGGACAACGUCCACGGGCUGGUGGCUCCCACCAGCGGGGAGGCCCUCGACAUGUCCGAGGUCACCGAGGACGUAUCUAUGGAAAACUUGGUGGCAGCUGCUCUGGUGGACCACAUUCAGUUUGGGGACUGCCACCUUGGAAGCAGCUAUAGCGUGAGCUUCACAGUCACUAACCACAGCCAAGUGAAUGUGAUUCGGUUUGAAUGGCCCUCGUUAGCUACAAUUACCUUUGCCCCACAGACUGGCCACCUCCACCCUGGGUGUGCCAAGGACAUCGUGAUGACCCUGAAGUCAGACAUACCCAUCAACAUGAAGAAUAUGGACAUCAAGUGCAAGGUCUCCAAGAUCAUGUUUCAGCAACCUGCAGACCAGGUCCCUGACUGGGACGACCGCAUGCGCACAGUCAAAUGGGUGGACAUGCCCAGAAACAUGCCCGGGACUUUCACUACAAAACGAAAAGUGAUAGAGACGGACCCCGAGCCUGCGCACUCAGUGCUGGAAGAGCACUACCGAGAGCUGAUGCUGCAGAUCAGCGCCAACGUGAACUUCGCAUCCUACCAGUGCCAGACGAGCGAUGUGCACUUUAAGGACACGCUGGUUUACCAGUCCCGAGUGUUUCAGUUGGAGCUGGUUAACACAGGAAGUGUGCAGCUGGAAUUCAGCUGGAUCUUGGAAGAGACAGCGAAGACUGUCAGCUUUGCAAUGCCAGAAAACCAAGGUUCUCAAAAAGAUCAGCUGAGCCAGGGCAGCACCGCGGACAGCGCCGUGGACCACUGGACUGAACCUUCCCCACUGUCCUUCUCUGUGGAUCCCGUCUCCGGCGUUGUGCCCGUGGGGAAGGCUGAGAAGAUCCAAGUGAAAUUCUCCCCAUUGGAGGCUGGAGACUUCGAGAGCACUAUUAUCUGCCAGAUUCCCAACCUACUACCUGGAGAGCAAGGCCCAGUCAUAUCAGCAAAAGGACGGAGCUUCUUGCCCAUCUGCCACUUUGAACUGAAAGAGUCGGACUACAUCACUGCUCAUCGGCACAACCCGGAUCUCCGAGGGCCUGGUGGUGGGCCUCUGGACCCAAACACCCGGGUGAUCGAGUUCACCAGUGUGGGCAUAGGAGGGAAGAAUCUCCGGACGUUCACCAUCCUGAACCCGACCGCUAGCAUCUACUGCUUCCGCUGGGUCUCUGAAGAAAUGGAAAGUCUCCAGAACCCUUCAGCCUUCACCUGCCUCACAGAGAAGGGCUGCAUCCACCCUGAAAAGAAAGCCGAGAUUAUCUUCCAGUUCACGCCUUUGCAUCUGAAAAUCACAGAAGCGUUCUGGACUUUCUCAGUCCCCGAGCACAACAUCACAGUCCCUUUCCUGCUGGUAGGCAAAGCCUCUGACCCCCUGGUCAAUCUGGACAAGUCACACAUCAACUUCAGCUGUCUCCUCAUUGGCCGAGAAGUCCGGGAGACCGUGCAGAUCAUCAACAGGGAGGAGCAGGGCUUCAGUUUUGCCUUCCAGGACAACUCCCGGUAUUCUGAAGGUUUCAACGAAAGCCUGGUCGUGAGUCCCAUGGAAGGCUGGCUCCCACCGAUGUCCAGGUUACAAAUUGACAUUCUCUUCACACCAAAGCAAGAAGGAGAUGUGAACUUUAAUUUGAUCUGCAAUGUGAAAAGGAAAGCACACCCUUUGACCUUAAAUGUCAAGGCUGAGGGCUACACUAUGAAUGCGGAGAUCAAGUGCAAAGACAGGACUGGCUUACUCACUCUCUUGACUCCCAGUCAGACCACCAUUGUCAACUUCUAUGAGGUGGAGCUGAAUGAGUGUGUCCAGUGUGAGUUCACCUUUAUCAACGCUGGGAAGUUCAACUUCAGCUUCCAGGCAGAGCUCUCCGGCCCCAAAGCCCUGGUGCAGUACUUCGAGUUCUCACCCAUGGAGGGCAGCGUGGAUGUGGGGCAGAGUACACCCGCCAGCCUGUCCUUCCAACCAUUUAAGAAAUGUGUCUUGAAGGGCCUGGAACUCAGAAUCAAGAUAAGCCACGGUCCGACAUUUACGUGCAGCAUCUCAGGCUCUGCCGUGAACCCUGCUGUCCAUUUCUCAUUCACCAGCCACAACUUUGGGACCUGCUUCAUCUACCAAGCCGGGAUGCCCCCAUACAAACAGACCCUGGUUAUCACCAACAAGGAGGAAACGGCUAUGAGCAUAGAUUGUUUGUACACCAAUACCACCUACCUCGAGGUGAGCUUCCGUGCGGAUGUGAUAAAGCCAGGAAAGUCAAUGGAGAUUCCAAUCACCUUUUAUCCUCGAGAAAGUAUCAGUUAUCGAGAACUCAUCCCCUUUGAAAUCAACGGGCUCUCCCAACAAGUAGUUGAAAUCAAAGGGAAAGGCACCGAAAUGAAGAUUUUAGUCCUAGAUCCAGCCAAUAGGAUCUUGAAGUUAGGAGCUGCCCAGCCAGGGCAGGUGGUGAAAAAAACGGUUUCCAUCAUGAACAACAGCCAAGCCCCGGUCACAUUUAGCCAGUCGGUCCUGUUCUCGACUCCAGAACUCCGGGAGCCUAAGGUCAUCACCCUGGUCCCCUUCAACAACAUCACGCUGAAGCCCAAAGAAGUCCGAAAGCUGGAGAUCAUCUUUGCCCCGAAGAAGCGUGUCCCCCUCUUCUCCGAGGAAGUGUUCAUGGAGAGCAUGGGGCUCCUGCGCCCCCUCUUCCUGCUCAGCGGCUGCUGCCAAGCCCUGGAGGUCUCCCUGGACCAGCAGCAUAUUCCCUUUGGACCAGUCGUGCAUCAGACAAAAGCCACCCGCCGCAUCCUCAUGCUGAACACGGGCGACGUCGGUACAAGGUUUAAAUGGGAUGUCAAAAAAUUUGAGCCUAAUUUCUCCAUCAGCCCAGAAGAAGGAUAUAUCACUACAGGCAUGGAGGUUUCUUUAGAAGUGACCUACCACCCCACAGAGGUGGGCAAGGAGAAUCUCUACAAAAACCUGCUCUGCUUCAUCCAGGGAGGCCCUCCUCUGAGCCUAACCCUGUCUGGAGUCUGCGUGGGACUACCUGCAGUGAAAGAGACGGUAAAUUUCACCUGCCAGGUGCGCUCCAAGCACACGCAGACCAUCCAGCUUUCAAAUCGCACCAACCAGACCUGGAAUCUGCACCCCAUCUUUGAGGGCGAGUACUGGGAGGGGCCCGAGUUCAUCACUCUGGAGCCCCAUCAGCAAAACAAGCCCUAUGAGAUCACCUACAAGCCCCGCACCAUGAACGUGGAGAACCGCAAGCACCAGGGCACCCUCUUCUUCCCCCUGCCAGAUGGAACUGGCUGGCUAUAUGCGCUGCAUGGGACUGCCGAGCCCCCCAAAGCCGUGGCCAAUAUCUAUCGUGAAGUGCCAUGUAAGACUCCCUACACUGAGCUCCUGCCAAUCACCAACUGGCUGAACAAGCCCCAGAGGUUCCGGGUCAUUGUGGAAAUGCUGAAACCAGAGAAGCCAGACCUAAGUGCCUCCUUAAAGGGCCUUGAUUACAUUGAUGUACUGUCUGGAUCCAAGAAAGACUACAAGCUGAACUUCUUUUCCCACAAGGAAGGACUAUACAGCGCAAAGGUGAUCUUCCGAAACGAGGUGACCAACGAGUUCUUAUACUACGUGACGAGUUUCAGGGUCAUCCCUUCAGGCGUCAUGAAAACCAUCGAGAUGGUGAGCCCCGUCCGGCAGAGCACAUCGGCCUCCGUCAAGGUGGAGAACCCCCUGCCCUACUCAGUGACCUUCGCCACGGAGUGCAGGGUGCCCGACAUCAACCUGCCCUCCCAGUUCGUGGUGCCCCCUAACUCAGAGGGCACAUUCUCAUUCGAAUUCCAGCCCCUGCGAGCUGGAGAAACCUUGGGGAGACUAGUUCUGCACAACAAUGAUCUGGGUUACUACCAGUAUGAGCUCAACUUGAAGGCUCUGCCAGCGCUGCCUGAAAAGCCCAUCCACUUCCAGACUGUUCUUGGCAGCGGCCAGAGCAUCUUUGCCAAGUUCAUCAAUUACACCCGGCAGAAGACAGAAUACUACUGCAAGUCCGACUGUGUAGACUUCCACACGGAAAAGGUCAUCAGCGCGGCCGCGGGGGCUCAGGGCGGCACGGAAAUCAGUGUGGAAGUCUAUUUCGAGCCCAGCCACCUGGGGGACACCAAGGGCACCCUGAGCCUGUCAUCCGUUGCAGGCGGAGAGUAUAUCAUCCCCCUCUUCGGAGUGGCUGUGCCCCCAAAGCCGCAAGGUCCCCUCCAGAUCCGAGCCGGGUACAACAUAGUCAUCCCCUUCAAGAAUGUCUUCUACCACACAGUCACCUACUCCUUCAUCGUGGAGCACCCAGCCUUCUCCGUGCGGGCCAUGGACUCUGUCCGGCCCAAGAAGAUCAACAACAUCACCGUCUACUUUGACGGAAACCCAUCCGGCAGCAAAACACCCAUUACCAGCAAGCUGAUCGUGUCGUGCCCUCCCGGCGAAGGCAGAGAAACAGGAGUUAAAUGGGUUUAUUAUCUGAAGGGGGUCACCCCUUAGUUGUAACCAGGGUCAAUUGCAUCCAGAAAAAGCCGUCUCCUCCACUUUAAUAUCUAUAUAUUGUUCUAGCCUGGUGAAUAGAGAAAAUAAUCAGAAUUCUAAAGGUUCUGUGUUAUCCUCCUCAUUCACUUCUGUCCAUAUUAUAUGUAUUCCGAAUACAUGAAUGAAAUAUAUAUUCCAUAUUAAAUGUGGUAACUAUACAAAACAGAGCUAUAUUUUACUUUGCAAGGGCAAGUCUCUGAAUUUGGUUUCUUAACAUACCCGCAAAGCUCAAGUACUAUGUAUGUAAUCCCCCUUUUUAA